AUAAGUCAUUAACUAAAAUUAUUAAAUUUGUGCUCACCACACUAAUAGAAAAAUACAAAAAGUAUAAUUUUCUUAACUCACAUCAUUCGCGGUUUAAAUGAAAAUGUCAAUGUCAUGUUUUAACGUUAAAAAUGUAAAUAUAUUUUCAACAUUUAAUGUGUUUUUUUUUUGCCACGACUACUACUACUACUCUAACUAACUAGUGUGAAACUUACGUCAAAUAUGGGUGUCAAAUGUUAUUUGUCUAUUAUUGUUGGCUUUUAAUAUCCGUUAUUAAAUCAUAAGAUUAACUGAUGUAAAUAGACAGACAACUUUUCAAUGUUUUAUGAAAAUUUCCUAGACAUUUCAACAAGAUAAAGUUUUGAAUGAGAAAAACAAAAUAAACAUAACCCAAAGCAAUUUUGAAAAAAAAGCUAAAAUGUUAAAGUGAAGAAAAACAAAGAAUUUCCAAGAAAUAUCAAAUAAUUUACACAGGACCAGCACAUAAAUACUAAAAGACAAAAAGUAACAAGAAAAAACCCACCCACAAACAAAAUAUGAUUGAAAUGUUUGAUGUGAACAAUUUAAAUGCGACAGCCACAAUAACAAAUAGAAUAAUAGAAAAUGUUAAUCAAAGUAAUAACACUAAUAAUGAUAAUCUGCUAUUGCCCUCCUCCUACUCCGCCUAUACAUCAUCAUCGUCGGCGUCGUCUGCCUACGCGACACAAGAAAAUAACAACACGGACACAGCAAUGUUGCUCACGGAUUUGGUAGUAAAUGCCACGGCGGCUGUUGUUGAUUAUGCCACACAAUGGUUGACAACAACAAUAGCAACAACUGCCGCAAAUUUAACCAGUAGUAUCAGCAAUGAAACCACAACCACAUUAUUUCCAUCCACCGAUAGUAUUUUAAAUUAUACCAUACCAUCAUUGUCGUCAUCAUUUGGCGACAGCAGCAGUAGCAGUUUUACAAAUUUUUCAAAUCCUGCCAACGACAACAAUAUCAUCAACACUACUACCACCACAACCACCACCUCCACGAUGUUGUCAUCAGCAUCCUCCUCUCCAUUUAUACUAAAUGCUGAUCUCAUUGGAGAAAAUACAAAAUUAGCUGAUGAUAGCAAUUACUAUGAUGACAUGCAUGAAUGUCAUCCAGAAAAUCCAAACUUUAAUUGUUCACGCUCCGAUUAUAUGUUAUUCAUUUUGGGACCCCAAACAAUGCCGCUUUUUAAAUCUUUGAGUACAACAAUUUUAUAUGGUGGCAUAUUAAUUACGGGUCUUUUUGGUAACGUUUUAGUUUGCAUUGUGAUUUAUAAACACUCAAAUAUGCAUACGGCAACAAAUUUUUAUCUAUUCAGUCUUGCUGUGUCAGAUCUUAUUUAUUUAAUAUUUGGACUGCCCAUGGAAGUGCUUUUGUAUUGGCAUCAAUAUCCGUAUUAUUUUGGUUUGCCAUUUUGUAAAGCGAGAGCUUAUAUAUCAGAAGCCUCAACGUACGUAUCAGUUUUAACAAUAGUGGCAUUUUCGGCGGAACGUUAUAUAGCAGUUUGUCAUCCCUUAUAUUUGUAUCUACAGACUGGUUUUAAAAGAGCCCUACUCAUAAUUGCUGUACUAUGGCUUUGGAGUUUUUUAGGAGCCAUACCGUUUUGCAUAUAUACCGAAAUUAAUUACUUGAACUAUCCCCCCGAUAAUUCAACAAUUGUGGAGUCAGGAUUUUGUGGUUUUGAUACGCCUGAAAAUAUACCCAUAUUUGAGGUUUCAUCUUUGGCCUUUUUUAUUAUACCCAUGUUGGCUAUAAUUUAUUUUUAUUUUUCCAUGGGUGUUAAAAUAUACACCAGAAGAACACAGAAAUUGGCCGCUGUUGUGUUAACAUUCUUUAUCUGUUGGCUGCCGUUUCAUAUACAACGUUUAUGGUAUGUCCAUGGUAAGGCAUUUACAAAUUAUCAAGAGGUUAAUGAAACCUUAUUUUCUAUAGCUGGAUUUGCUUACUAUUUUACUUGCACCAUAAAUCCCAUUUUAUAUAAUUUAAUGUCACAUCGUUAUCGCAUAGCAUUUCGCAAUACUUUGUGUUGUAAAACUGCUCGGGAUCAAUCGAGUUUUCGUGAAAUAACCAUUGCCUCUAGUUUAAAUAAUACCACCUAUGAUCCUAUAAGUUCGGUUCGAGUACGCUCUGUUAGAAUUGUGAAUCAUAUUAGAGAUCGAAGUUCGAUAAAAUCUAAUAAUGGUUUAUGGAAGAAAUCAGAUUUUAAUACGCCAAAAGAGGAGGACAUACCGGAAAAUCAUUCAACAGAUUCAACCGGUACCAAUGCCAUAGUGGUUUGUGUCGAUAAUAAUGGUGUUAAUGGUCGCACAAAAGUUUUUACCGAAAAUGAUGCCCAAGAAACUUUAUUAAAUAAAAAGAAUGAUGAAACUUAUAUUUAGGCUAACGACGAGGAGGAAGAGGCUAAAAAAGCAUAAGUUGUGUUGCUUAAGAGACUCAUUUAAGAUGGUGAAAGAAAAAAUCUAAACAACGAACAAAUAAACAACCAAACAACCAAAAGAAAAAACAUCUUAAAAGACAAAUAAAAAGACUUUAAUUUUUAAGGUAAAAUUUUGCUUUUGUUCUUAUUAUUUUCUAAAACAAAAAAGAGAAUCUUCAAGUUUAUGAAAAAUUAUUAUUUUUAUUAUUAUUUCGGCGAAAAAAAAAAAAACGAAAAACAAAGUUAUGUCUCUUCCCCUUAGUAAUUUAAACAAAAAAUAAAGAUACAACAAAGAUAAAGUCUGUUUAUAAAUAUAUUUUAUAAUAUAAUUUUUAAGAUUUAUUAAAUAAUGCUACUAGCUUUUUAUUUAGUAUGUAAGUAAGAUAUUUUUGUAAAAACUAAUUGAGAUUUUUAGUUUUCUCUAACAGAAGGUUGGUAAAGGAAUUUUGAAAUAUUCGGCUGGUUCCAUUUUUUUGUGUAUACCCUAAGGUCAGCGUCUAUUAAGAAAUUUUGUUAGACACAAAACUUUUUAUAAACAAGUAUGAAUGUACAGUCGAGCAUGACCGUCCAUUAAAUUUAAUUCCGGAAUUUUUUCCUUAUUGCUGAUAAUAAAAUAGAUUUUCUUAAAAGAGGACUCAUAGGGUCGUAGGAGUAAAUAUGGGACUAUUGUUAUAAAUUUUGUUAGAGGAACUAACGUCUACUUCAAAAGUAUUUAUGUAGAUUUUAAUCGUUUUAUUAGUGUUUGUAAGUGAAUUGAAAAUGAGACCUGUUCAUUAGAAAAAUCGGUAGUUUUAUUUAUAUUUUUAUAAAACUAAGUUUUUGCCAAUUUGUCUUGACAUAAUGGAACAUUAUAUGAGCAUAAAGGCCUGAUUCAGAGGCUAGGCGAAAUAAUGGAUUUCAACCAUUUUCAAAAGCAUUCGUCCUAGGAUCAAAGGAAGACUAUGUGCAACUUGUAGCUUGCGCACAAGCUUUACAUGGACACACAGAGUGACGGAUGGAUAGACGGACAAGUCACAAUAGGCCAAUCGGCUUAAGUGGUUCUUAGCUGAUUGUUAUACUUUAAGGUGGAUCAAGGACCAAUAUUUUUGGAUGUUAUAAACAUCAGUACAAAUACAACUUAAAAUUUUAUAAUACAACUUAUAAUUGUUAUACAUAAAAUUUUCUAUAGAAAAAGUGUUAUACAAACAAUUUUCUAUUAAAAUUAGUGUUAUACUCAA
Lucilia cuprina (Australian sheep blowfly) is the source of this 3651-nucleotide messenger RNA. Its product is annotated as neuropeptides capa receptor. Gene Ontology annotation, cellular component: plasma membrane. The transcript is spliced from 11 exons. Gene Ontology annotation, molecular function: neuropeptide receptor activity. The coding region runs from base 537 to 2396 and encodes 619 amino acids. Gene Ontology annotation, biological process: neuropeptide signaling pathway. Lineage: Eukaryota; Metazoa; Arthropoda; Insecta; Diptera; Calliphoridae. The record is from RefSeq and is a predicted model, not a curated record.